Messenger RNA from Onychostoma macrolepis, 1532 nucleotides. RefSeq names its product surfactant protein Bb (gene sftpbb). Bases 96 to 1034 code for a protein of 312 amino acids. Gene Ontology annotation, cellular component: lysosome. The transcript has 10 exons. Lineage: Eukaryota; Metazoa; Chordata; Actinopteri; Cypriniformes; Cyprinidae. Gene Ontology annotation, biological process: sphingolipid metabolic process. The record is from RefSeq and is a predicted model, not a curated record.
AAAUACUAUAAAACAUUUGGUCGGCUCAUCGGUUCAACACAGAAGUUUGUGGUAAUUGACUGCACUUCUCACUCCAGAGCACUGAUUAAAGCAUCAUGUUUGCCUGCAUCACUUUUUUUCUCUUCACUUCUACCUUGACUUUAGGAUGGGCAAGAAGUGUAGACCUUCAGCUCACAGAACCACAAACACCCAGCCUUUCCAUGAUGAACAUGUGCACCGAUUGCAAGAAGAUUGUACAGUUGUUGACAGAAGUCCUCUCCAGUCAAGACUCACAGCAUCUCAUUGAAAAAGCUCUGGACAAGUUUUGUUAUGAACACCCCGUCAUCCCUUUGUGUAUGGAUGGAGCAAAGACAUACGUGCAUGUGAUCAUCAGACAUUUCAGUGCAUUUGCAAAUCAAAAUGCUGACAUAUGCACAAUAUUGGGACUGUGUGGCAGCCAGUCUAAGAGAAAAGCACCAUCAAAGCUCACUGUUGGCCUGAAUGAGCAUGGUUUUCUCUAUGCAAAACCCUCAAGAGGAACUAGUCAAGAGGUUCAACUCAAUCCCAUCUGUAACUUCUGUAUUUUCUUCAUAAAGACAAUAGAAAGCAUGUUGCCUAAAGAGAGAACUGAAAAGGCUAUAGUGAACCUCCUGGAGAAAAUCUGUGACUAUUUGCCUUCACAAUAUAAGGACACAUGUAACAGCUUCAUAGAAACGUACGGAAAGCAGCUGAUUGAUCUGCUGUUGUCCUCCCUCCCUCCACAUGCCAUCUGCACUGCGCUGGGCCUGUGUCUUUUCCCAGAGACGCCACUGUCAUUAUCAGACUGCGAGUCCUGUAAGAUACUUGCAGUCCUCUCCCAGUUUCAUUUGGGUCUCAAUACCACUGAGAUCCAGACCUCUGACCUGCUCCAGAAGAUGUGCCACCUCCACCCUAACGCUAUUCCUCAAUGUGAAGGGUUCGUGAAACUGCAUGGCCACAGGCUCCUGAAGAGCGAUGGGAAACAUCCAGCGCUUACUGCAUGUGAGGAAGAUUACCUUUGCAAGGGACCCAAAUGAAAGUGAUCGUUCGGGCAAGAAUCAAAGAUCAGAAAAGAAACAACUUUUUACUGUACUUAACCAAGAUUUGUCUAUCCACUCCCCUUGCCACACACAAAAUUAAUUGAAAUUUGAGUCAUACAGUAAAUAUGGAGACAAUGACUGUCCAAUCAGUUUCAAGUGACCUUCAUGUGCCAAUUUGUAUUUAAUGUACCUGUACUUAACUACUUCCUAUCAAUUAUGUCCUUUAUCUGUAUUUCCAUGCUCUUAAGCUCACCGAGUAAACAUUAAACUAGUCAACUUAACAUAGGAAAUCCUAACAUAGCUUGCAUUUGGUGUAACAUUAUUUGUGUUAAAAUGACAAGAUAUAAACUGUACAGAUGAAUAUUUUAAAGACAUUCUAAGCAGUUGAUUGAGAGAAAACGGAAUGACAUUUCUGUUUGUCAAUUCAAAUGAAGGCCUUAAUAAUGUUCUCUAAUAUACCUGAAAACAUUUAAUAAAUCUCUCAAAAAAAAGGUA